Engraulis encrasicolus (European anchovy) is the source of this 3552-nucleotide messenger RNA. RefSeq names its product nuclear GTPase SLIP-GC-like. The transcript is spliced from 18 exons. NCBI's taxonomy places the organism in Eukaryota, Metazoa, Chordata, Actinopteri, Clupeiformes, Engraulidae. Gene Ontology annotation, molecular function: GTP binding; GTPase activity. The record is from RefSeq and is a predicted model, not a curated record. The coding region runs from base 191 to 3040 and encodes 949 amino acids.
CAGACAUUACACAACCACAAAAAAAGACGGGGAUGUGAUGCAGCUGUAGUGUGCAAGUUUGAAUCAUAGCUGGUAGAGCAGGGCGCUACGACAUGUCAUAUGAGACAGAGUGCAAGCAGACACGCCUAUAUCGUGUGUGGAUUGAAGUGUUUGAGAGCAGCUCUGGCUAUUGAUUUAGACAAAGAAUCUCAUGGCAGAAUUGAAUUAUUCAGUGGAUAGCUUGGCAAACACCAGCAUGGCUAUUCCCCAUUGUUCAAGAGAGGAUUACAUGGGAAACAACAGCAUGGCUGCAACCCAAAACUUGAGACUGGUUUUGCUGGGUGAAGAUCAAAAGGAGAAUGCCCGUGUGGGGAACUUCAUUGUAAGAAGAGAUGCUUUCCAGACUGACGCUGUGGUGUCUGAACGACAAGUCUGUGAGCGAGUCACUGAUCUUGUGGGGUCCCGACAGGUUAUCGUCAUCAACCCUCCUGACCUGUUUCGUGCAGAGAAAACACUGCUCACAGCUAGAAAGAAAGAGUGCAUGGACCUGUCUGCUCCAGGGCCUCAUGCCUUCAUCCUUGUUCUGCGGCCAGAGAACUUCUUAGAGGAGGGCAGGUGCAAGGUGGAAUCCGUACUCGGUGAGCUCAGCAAUGACGCCCUAAAGUACACCAUUCUGGUAACUACUGAACUAACUACUGAACAUCCUGCAUCUUUGUUCACUGGAAGAGAACAUUUUAGCCUGCAGCUUUCCCUUGAGAAUCAAUCUCCCCUUGAGAUUGCCAAUCAAAGAGACAAUCUCUUUGAAAUUGUUGACCAGAUGAGGAUGAGGAUGACUGCAGUCACACCAGGGACCUCACUUCAGGCAGGAGGCAAACACAGACAGAAAAGAAGGAGAGAGGAAGACUUCUCUGAAGAGGGAGAAAGUCAGAAGAAGAAAAAAGAGGCGACGGAGAUCAUACGGCAAGCACAAGAUGUAAUGGAACAUGUUGAACAUAAACUUGUGACGAAACUCAAAGAUUCCUCUUGUACAACACUUACAAACUACAUAAGGACCAGCCUUCAGGAUUUGCAAAAACCGGCACAGAAAACUACCGUUGGCGUGUUUGGACCAACAGGUUGUGGGAAAAGCUCCCUGCUAAAUGCCAUCCUGGGAGAGCCUGGCCUGCUACCAACAGGAUAUGGGGAAGCCUGUACAUCAGUAAUCAUACAGGUGGAGGCCAAGACUGAGGAAAACUUCAUGGCAACUGUCGAGUUCAUCUCAAAAGAGGAAUGGUACAAUGAACUGAAAAGUCUUCUGGAAGAUGCUAAGGAUAGAAGCAAUGAUGCCUUCUGUAGAAUGGCAGAGGACAAAAUUAAAGCAUUGUAUGGUGCUGGUGCAAGUAACAAAAGCUUUGAUGAGCUCACGAGCGGCAGCAAUUCCCACAUUGAGAAACUGCUGUCUUCAGGUCGGAAACGUUUCUCGCCGCAUUCUGAGGCCUGGGCCCUCUCUAAAGAAAUCAGACCCUAUAUUAGUCAUGGUGAAGAUGACAUUGGGAAGCUAUACUGGCCAAUUGUGAAAGCUGUGAAAAUCGAAGUUCCCAAAAAUAAAGACUUUCCAGAGAAUGUUGUGCUUGUUGACCUUCCGGGAAAUGGAGACCAUAACCAGACAAGAGAUGAGAUGUGGAAAGAGAUGCUGAGAGAGUGUACAGCUGUGUGGAUAGUCAGUGAUAUCAAUCGAGCUGCUUCUGACAAGGUUGCCUGGGGCAUACUCGACACCAAUAUGGCAGACAUGGUACCAGGAGGAGAAUGCACCAGCAUUGCAUUCAUCUGCACUAAAACGGAUGAUUUGCAUACACAGUCUUACAUGAGGGAAGAGGAACUGGGAGAGGAGGAUGUACAAGAAGAGGCUCAGCAGCCCAACAUCCCCAAGAAUUUGAGGCAAAAACGACGAUGUAUUCUACACAGGAAUAACAAGGCCAGGGCUGCAGUGGAGAAAAGAGCAUAUGAGAAUUAUGACAUCCAACUUAAAGUGUUUACUGUGAGUUCACAACAGUUUCUCUCAGAGGAAUAUUUGCAUCAAGAAGACACAGAGAUACUGGGCCUAAGAGAGGUGCUGAAGAGUUUCAAUGACCACAAUAACAGGAACGUGGCGUCAAAGUUUUUCUCAAGGGCCAAUGGGAUCCUGCACCUUAUUCAAGCCAGAGCAAUGGAUGAAGACAGAUAUAAGUUGCUGGUUGAGCUAGGAGCGACACUGGAGAGGGAAUUGGGGAUUUUGAGAAGGCAUCGUUUACAGUCAUGCUACGAUAAACUGGAAAAACAACUCACUGAGGGAGUCCAGAAGGCGGGGGACAGUUGUGAUAAAAUUUUAGAGGAACAACUGACUCCACCAUCAGGAAAAGUACGUGGAUUCCAUCAGACCUUGUCAGCCUUGUGCAGAAAUAAAGGUUACUUCAGGUCCAAAGAUGGAGAAACAAGAGACGUAAACCAGGCUUUGGCUGAAAUUGUGCAUCAAAGCAUUAACACAGAGUUCAAUUCCUUAUUCCCAAAUCAGGGGGAAACUGGACAAUCAGUACAAGAGAAGAUCAAUGAAUUCAGCAUCUGCUCCAUCAACGUCAAUAAGGGCUACAGCAAGCCUGAAGCAAUGGAUCACAUACUUAACUUCCUUAAAUGUGAAGAAGCCAAGCUGAAGGGGGAUGCACACAAAGACAUCAUGAAAACAAAAAAAGCCAUGUAUGCAGUAAUCAGGGAUACCAUCAAAGAAAAGAUGACUGCGGGCUACAUUGAGGCUGAAAAAGAAAGCGGGCCAGGAUCUGUGGAGAGGAAGAGAAAAGUACUGCAGGAACAUGUGGAAUCAGUGAAAUAUCAAAUGUUCAGUGAUGCAAAGAACAGGACUUUGUCUUCAUUCAGAGAGCUCAUGGCCCGGAUUCAAUCAGAUUUCAAAAGGAAACUAAGGGGCGCUAUGGAUCAUGCACUGACUGAAUACCAGUCCACUUUCAGCAUGGAUGUCCAAAGUGAAAUAGAGAAGAUGGAGCAGUUGGAAAAGGAGAAAAAGGAGUUAUUCGAGCAGUUGUCUGCAGAAUAGUAGGCAAAGACAUAAUGUGGGAAAUACACAAUGUGAUUUUUAUUGGAAAUGGUAUGACAGAAAUGUUGUAUACUUUCUGUAGAUAAUGGGCACAAGUGAAAAUAACACAAUAGCCAAGUUGAGUUUGCUAUAAAUUUGUACACUUCUCUCCUCUGGCAUACAUUUUGUGACUUUACAUGUGGUCACACAGAUAUUGUUUUUAAACCAAAUACAAAAUCUGAUGGAGUGGAGAUCAGAAAUUGGGGAUUUUUAUCAUUUGAACUUGUGGUGAGAUUAUAAUACUACUGCUUCACCAUGUUUAUUUUUUAGGGUGCUUUGUGCUUCACUGUUUAUAUUCAUCUUUUUUAAUGUAAACUAAAAACAAUUACAUGUAUUAUCAUUUUAAGUCCUCUAAAUAUGAAAACUAUAGUCUUCUAUGUUACAUAUAAUGGUUUGUUGUUGCGAUGAAAGAUUUUCCAAACGUCUAAGACAGGGUUUGAGAGGUAUGAAGAUGUCAUUUAGUUAUGUCAUAA